Molecule: messenger RNA, 2328 nt
Organism: Electrophorus electricus (electric eel)
Lineage: Eukaryota; Metazoa; Chordata; Actinopteri; Gymnotiformes; Gymnotidae
Product: coagulation factor X
Biological process (GO): proteolysis; blood coagulation
Cellular component (GO): extracellular region
Molecular function (GO): serine-type endopeptidase activity; calcium ion binding
Source: RefSeq, a predicted model, not a curated record
AUGUCUGAAUCCAUGUAUUGGCUGGUGGUUCUUCUUCUUGGGACACUUAUCUUGGGUCUGCAAUCAGCAGUGUUUCUAGAGCGGAGUGAUGCAUUGCAGCUAAUGAGGGCUCGCAGGGCCAACUCCUUCCUCGAGGAGAUGAAGCCAGGAAAUCUGGAGCGGGAAUGCUUUGAGGAGCUCUGCUCUCAAGAAGAGGCAGCGGAGAUCUAUCAGAGCAAAGAGAAAACAAUGGAAUUUUGGUAUAGAUACCAAAGUUUGAAUCGGUGCCAAAAAAACCCUUGUCUAAAUGGUGGAAUCUGCUCUGCGAAGCGAGACAGUUAUGAGUGUCUUUGUCCACCACGAUAUACUGGCACAAACUGUGAAACAGAGGUGUUUGAGUGUGAGUAUAAAAAUGGAGGGUGUCUGCACUACUGCAGUAACUCCAACCCCACAAGCUCAAGCGUGACGUGUAGCUGUGCUAAUGGUUAUGAACUUGAGUCUGAUGGAAAGAGCUGCCGAGAAACAGCACAGUACCCCUGUGGAAAACAAUGGAGUCAGGGCUCUAUACAACGCUCCUUACUGGAGGAACUGGACGAACUGAACCACACUCGCACAUCAGACCACCCCAACCGCAUUCUCUUAAACUACACACACCCACUGGAUAACGCAACACACCAGACAUCACAAUCCAUUCACCCACCGGACAACACAACUCACCCUACCACUGGUGAGUCAGAUGAUGAUACUCGCAUCGUAGGAGGUCAGCUGCAGCGUCAGGGUGGAAGCCCAUGGCAGGUUCUCCUGUACAGGAAAGAUGAUUACAGCUUCUGUGGGGGUACACUGAUCGCAAAGCACUGGGUGGUCACAGCAGCUCACUGUCUCCAGGAAAAACCAGACUACGUGACCAUUGGCGACUAUGACAAGUUGCGGCCCGACGAGGGUGAGAAGAUGAUCAGGGUGGAGAAAGUGGUGAUCCAUCCUUACUACCACGAGUACACAUUCGACAGUGACAUUGCCCUACUCUACCUCUCCGAGCCGGUGGAGUUCAGUGCGGUCGCCUCGCCGGCCUGCCUGCCCAACGCCCACCUAGCCCCACAGCUGCUGCGCUACGGCGAGCGCGGCCUGGUGACAGGCUGGGGUGCCACACACUACCUAGGCUCCUCCUCACGCUUCCUGCGCAAGGUCAUGCUGCCCGUGGUAAGGCAGGAGGACUGCAUCCAGUCCACAGAGCAGGUGAUCACAGACAACAUGUUCUGUGCCGGCUACCUGCAGGCAGAGAUGGACGCGUGCACGGGAGACAGUGGUGGGCCAUUUGUGGUGAAUUACAGGGGAACCUGGUUCCUAACGGGCGUGGUCAGUUGGGGCGAGAGGUGCGCCGCCGAGGGGAAGUACGGUGUCUACACGCGACUCAGCAACUUCCUGCAGUGGAUACAAGAGGAGAUGAAGAAGCAGGAGGAGACCACUAGCAAGAACAUCACCAGUACUACAAACACUGAAGUAACAUAUCCUUAAUCUUAUCUGGGUGUCACAUGGGUGUAACAACCACAUCCUCAAGGGGCGCCAACCCUAUAAAUAACUGAUAAAAACAGGCUGUUCUUUCUAGAUGUAUUUUAUAUAAACCCAUUUUUGAGUUUUUGUUUGUUGGCUUGUUUGUUUUUUUGUUUGUUUAAACACCAACAAUCAAGGUAGUGGAUUUAAGCACACUUGCUGGAAAAAAAUGUUAAUAUACAAAAUAAAAUGUUCAGGGUAUUGAAACUGUUCAAGUAAAUUGAAAGAUUUGGAUGUUUUUCUAAAUAACAUUUUGCAUUACUACAAACAACUUACACAAGGCAUUUAAUUUCAACACAAAAUCACUUAUGUUGCUGGCCUUUUAUCUGAGCAAAAUCCUUGUUAUUUGUGACCAUUUAAUUUUAAGUUACAUAGAAAAAUUGUUUUUAAUUAUGCAAUGAUAUAAAAAUGCACAUCAUAAUAGAGAAAAUGUUUUUAAGAUUAAUUAAGAUUAAUUAAUUAAAGCCCUGAUUCAGGUAUCCAUUUAAAGUGUCAAAACGUAACGUACUUCUUAAUCAAACUUUUAAAGUAACACAGUCCAAAGCAAAUAAACAAACAGAAAUAAUGUCAUUCAAUUUUGGCCCACUUUCUCAUAAGCUGCAAAGAGCACAUAAGUCACUGCACAGGAUGUGGACAAUUUAUAAGCAACUUCUAGACCCCUUGAAGAAUUUGCAUCAUAACAGUCAUUGAAUCACCAGGCUGGCCAACAUCUCAAGAAAAUAAUUUUUUAAAAAACAAUGGCCUGGGUGAACAGAGCUAACAGAGAAUAUGUUUCUACAUGACUUCAGAGAUUUGAGCACA